This is a messenger RNA of Magnolia sinica, 3460 nucleotides long. RefSeq lists its product as uncharacterized. The record is from RefSeq and is a predicted model, not a curated record. NCBI's taxonomy places the organism in Eukaryota, Viridiplantae, Streptophyta, Magnoliopsida, Magnoliales, Magnoliaceae. The transcript is spliced from 6 exons. Bases 185 to 3022 code for a protein of 945 amino acids.
UUCUCAUCAGAAAUCAGAUCAAAUUGCAGGGAUUUUUUUUGUUCUUUAUUUCUUUGUAACAUUUCCCCACAUUUUCUGUUUCCUUCUUUUUCUAUAUGCGAUUUGCCAGAGGAAAGAUUGAAGAGAUUAAUCGUGCCAACGUGGUAUACGCGGGGGAUAUCUGGGCCAUUCAUCAGGAUCAAGCAUGACAAGUGAAGUUGCAUCACGAAGAAAAGUUGCAUCACGAUGCAAAGGCAAGAAUAUAGAUAUUAUUGUUAGUUCUAAAGAGGCUGUGAAUUGCAGCUUCAUGCAUUCCAUUCGUACUAUUAAGGCGGGAUUGGUGACAAAAAUUCUAAAUGUAGAUUCUUAUGGAAGGCCAGCACUUAAGUUCAAGGAAAUUGGUGCCAUAUAUGACUCUGAUGGUGGUGGCCAAAAAGGUUCAAGCUCUAAGUUUCAGCAACUGGAGAUUGGAUCUGAGGGAUCCCCAUUUGGUUCCGACAGGGUCAAAUUGGAAACUCCGUUACCCAUGGGCGGAAAUGUUGAACGUGUUCUCGAUGACGGAUGCGGUGGAAAUGGAGGUGAUAUUAAUGGAAACAGUGAUGGCAAUGACCUUGUCUUCCAUGAAAUGACUUUACAGGAACUGAGGGACAGAUGCAAGGUGAAGAAACGAAAACUUUCGAAAUGUGUAGGAAUUGAGGAGUGUCACCCGACUCGCAUGCAACUGAAAGAAGAAGAAUUCGACCUUGAGGAACCCCUCCGUUGCUGGAAAUCGAUGCUGUUAAAAAAGUCCAAGGUUGAGAGAAAACGAAAUGGGAAACCUGCAUUUUUGCAUUCUUUGGAAUCUGCAGUUUCAGUAAAAGCUGAACAGGACAGUUCUUCAUUUCCCUUGGCCACUCAAGAUUCCAUGCCUGCAGCGAUGGCCAGUGCAUCAAUGGUACAUGGCCAUCUAUUGGAAAAUGCAAAUAAUAUUGGAAUUGGGUUUUCACAAACACAUUCCAUGGAUCUCAAGAAUGUGGAUCUUUCGGCCCAUUUUUCCAACAUUCCCUGCUUCACAGAAGCAGAUUUGUUUGGCAAGUCAUCUGCUGAAUUACAUGAGGAAGACAAUGCUAAUGAGUUGGGGAUGGAAGAACCCACUUUGUUCAGUGCAAAAGCAAAUCUCUCUGCCAAGUUAUCUGACAGAUUCGUCGAGGAAGUUGAGGGAGGGAGGAUGGAGAUGGGAGAACUAGCUUCUUCAAGUAAUGAAUAUUUCCAUUGUGCUCUCAAUGAAGCUUCAACUCAACAUCAGGAGCUCGGCAAGUCAUCUGUUGAGUUACCCGAGCGAGUUGAACCAGUUGAGUUGGAGAUGGGAGAACUAGCUUCUUCAAGUAACGAAUAUUUCCAUUGUGCUCUCAAUGAGGCCUCAACUCAACAUCAGGAGCUCAGCAAGUCAUCUGCUGAGUUACCUGAGCGAGUUGAGGUAGAUGAGUUGGAGACCAGAGAACCAACUUCGUUCAUCACAGAAAUGGAUUUGUCUGGCGAGUCAUCCAACCGAAUCUGCAAGACAGCUGACCGGGGUGAACUGGAGAUGGGAGACUCGACUUCUUCUCCUAACGGAUCUCCACAUUGUUCUCUUAAUGAGGCUUCAACUCAAUAUUUGGAGCUGCUCCGUGAGUCUUUCAUUCUUCCGGAAAGUGGUGAAGAAAUUUAUGUGGGAAAUGCAAAGAUGGUUUUUUUGGAAACGGCCAGUCACGACUGUUCUCCUUCCUCGAUGUUUGAACUGAAGAAGGAUGGUGCCUCUGCUACCAUGCUUCUGGAUAGCAGCCCCGAAGCAAUCGCCAAGCCAAAGGAUCUGGGCGCUGAGAUAUGUAGCAGCUGUGAAAGCAAGUCCUCUGCUGAGGAGAAUUCGUUCCAGAUACAUGAAAAAGCAACCACCCAAAUGUCAGAUGCAGACAUUGAUUGUAGUCUUCAAUGUACUGAAUUAAUCAAUGGAAGUGAUGGGUGUAUUUCAGAUUCUGAAAGGGAAGAUCUUGAGAAAUUAAUUGAUGAAGUGUCUAUGGAGGGACCGACGACAAGAGACAGUAAUGAGGAGGAUAAUUCUCCUUCUUUUGAUGAGAGUUCUAUGGCUGGGGAGAUGGUAUCUGAAUCUGUAAAUGAAGCGGCAGAUUGUUCUACUACUGAGUCAUGUUCUUCUACCGGUAUAGCAGCGCUGGUGGCCGUUGCAGCGCUUGAGAAUGUUUGUGGAGAAAAGGCCGAACAUCCUCCACAAAGGCUUUUGUCAACCAGAAAGGCUAUUUCUCCAGCAUCUCAGGAAAAGCUUCGUCGAGCUGCGAAUGCCGAAGGAUCAUACACCAACAUACAGUUUGAUAACUCAGGCCAAAGGAGUCUAUGCUUUGAGAAGCAGGCGAAGAAUGAGGCUUUGCAAGCAGAAGCAGAUCUAUACAAAGCUGAGGUUAUGAUGGGCGGCUCUAAGGAAGUAAUCAAGAAAUCGAAGACCAUUAAAAAUGGAUCUCUUCCAUCUGUUAGCAAGGGCAGUAUUAAGUCUCCACAUGUUUCUUGUGUGGCCUUGUGUACUUGCACUCAGUGUGCUCUGAUCCGUGCGAAUGCCCAAAAGGCUAUCUCGUUUGCACAGCGACAGAUGCAUGACUUUGAGUAUGUUGCGACGAAGCUUGUGAAGGGGUUGAAGUCAAUGAAAGAUAUCAUGGAAGAAGCUUUGCUUGCAGAGCCAUCCUCAUCUACUGCUUUGAAAUCUACUGUCGAUGAGCAGAUGAAAAAAGCUGCUGAGGAUGCAGUGGGGCUUGAAGAGACCACAAGGAAGUGGCUUUCUAUGAUGGGAAAGGACUGCACUCGUUUCUGCAAAAUAAUGAACACAAUGGAGAGAAAGACCACCACUAACUUCGGUGGCACUGACAAGAGAACGAAGAAGGUGACCUUUGCAGAUGAAGCUGGUGGCCUGCUCUCCCAUGUGAAGGUUUUUGAAGAAUGCCCGGAUUCUUCCUCAGUCUUUGAGAGUGAGGUGCCUGAUCAGAAACUGUCAAUGAGUGAAGAAGUGCAACAGGUUUUUUAGGUGAAUUGAUUCGCACAUUGGCCAUAUCUGCAUUGGUGCUGUACACAAUCCAGACCGCCGAAAUGAUGGCCAGAUUCUGAUCUGAUGAUCGAAUGCUCGUUGCCAAGAUCCAAAAUGGAGUGGGAAUAUCAGCUCCAAGAUCCAAAAUGGAGUGGGAAAAUCAGCUGAGCUGUAUCUUCAUAGGUAUUGUUUGGGCAGGAAGCUUUUUGAAAUCCAGAUAUCAAAAAUGUUGUUUGUUUUAGUAUUGGUGAAGCUUCAGUGGGUGGGAACUUCAGAAUUGCCAUGCCACAAGAGUGACAAUGCAAAGCUAAUGUAUCACUGUGGGCCCCAUUAAAAUCAAGAUUGGGGCGAUCAAGGCAGAUUUUUUUUUUUUUAAAUUCUCCUCUCACAGGAUUAACUUAUGUGUACGUUGAUAAUAUAUGGCUAUCUUUUGGUUCC